Grammomys surdaster is the source of this 2380-nucleotide messenger RNA. It is a transcript of the gene Pink1, whose product is annotated as PTEN induced kinase 1. Bases 80 to 1825 code for a protein of 581 amino acids. Gene Ontology annotation, biological process: autophagy of mitochondrion; positive regulation of mitochondrial fission; protein phosphorylation. The transcript has 8 exons. Gene Ontology annotation, molecular function: ATP binding; protein serine/threonine kinase activity. The record is from RefSeq and is a predicted model, not a curated record. Gene Ontology annotation, cellular component: mitochondrion. NCBI's taxonomy places the organism in Eukaryota, Metazoa, Chordata, Mammalia, Rodentia, Muridae.
GCCGCCCCGAAGUUUGUUGUUGUCUUCUGCGUCUAGGACGUUUGUGGCGGUGGCAGCUGGCUCCGGUCACCGCGCCACCAUGGCGGUGCGACAGGCGCUGGGCCGAGGCCUGCAGCUGGGUCGGGCGCUGCUGCUGCGCUUCGCGCCCAAGCCCGGCCCAGUGUCAGUCUGGGGGAGGCCGGGCCCCGCGGCGGCCUGGGGUCGCGGAGAGCGCCCGGGCCGGGUCUCAAGCCCCGGAGCACAGCCGCGACCGCUCGGGCUCCCCCUCCCGGACCGCUACCGCUUCUUCCGCCAGUCGGUGGCUGGGCUGGCGGCGCGGAUCCAGCGGCAGUUCGUGGUGCGGGCCCGGGGCGGCGCAGGCCCUUGCGGCCGAGCAGUCUUUCUGGCCUUCGGGCUGGGGCUGGGGCUGAUCGAGGAGAAGCAGGCGGAAGGCCGGAGGGCAGCCUCGGCCUGUCAGGAGAUCCAGACAAUAUUUACACAGAAAACCAAGCGCGUGUCUGACCCACUGGACACACGAUGCUGGCAGGGCUUCCGUCUGGAGGAUUAUCUGAUAGGACAGGCCAUUGGCAAGGGCUGCAAUGCCGCUGUGUAUGAAGCCACCCUGCCCACGUUGCCCCAGCAUCUGGAGAAGGCCAAACAACUUGGCCUUCUAGGAAAAGGCCUGGAUGUCAUCCCAAAGGGAGCAGCAGAUGGGGAGCAGGCUCCAGGGGCCCCCACCUUCCCCUUUGCCAUCAAGAUGAUGUGGAAUAUCUCGGCAGGUUCCUCCAGCGAAGCCAUCUUAAGCAAAAUGAGCCAGGAGCUAGUCCCGGCAAGCCGCGUGGCAUUGGAUGGAGAGUAUGGAGCAGUUACUUACAGAAGAUCCAGAGACGGUCCCAAGCAGCUUGCCCCGCACCCCAACAUCAUCCGGGUUUUCCGCGCCUUCACUUCAUCUGUGCCCCUCCUGCCGGGGGCCCUGGCUGACUAUCCUGACAUGCUGCCCCCACACUACUACCCAGAAGGCCUGGGCCACGGUCGCACACUCUUCCUCGUUAUGAAGAACUACCCCUGUACCCUGCGCCAGUACCUUGAGGAGCAGACUCCCAGUUCUCGCCUGGCUACUAUGAUGACCUUGCAGUUACUGGAGGGCGUGGACCACCUGGUUCAGCAAGGCAUUGCCCAUCGGGAUCUCAAGUCCGACAACAUCCUUGUGGAAUGUGACUCAGAUGGCUGCCCCUGGCUGGUGAUCUCGGACUUUGGCUGCUGCCUGGCUGAUGAGCAUGUUGGCCUGCAGUUGCCUUUCAACAGCUCCAGUGUGGAGCGUGGUGGCAAUGGCUCCCUGAUGGCCCCUGAGGUAUCCACAGCCCGCUCUGGCCCUGGUGUGGUAAUUGACUACAGCAAAGCUGAUACCUGGGCUGUGGGGGCCAUCGCCUAUGAAAUCUUUGGGCUUGCCAAUCCCUUCUAUGGCCAAGGCAGUGCCCACCUUGAGAGCCGCAGCUACCAGGAGGCCCAGCUGCCCGAGAUGCCCAAGUCGGUGCCUCCAGAGGCAAGACAGCUGGUGAGGUCACUGCUCCAGCGAGAUACCAGCAAGAGACCAUCUGCACGCUUAGCUGCAAAUGUGCUGCACCUAAGCCUCUGGGGUGAGCAUCUUCUAGCCCUGAAGAACCUGAAAUUGGACAAGAUGGUUGCCUGGCUCCUCCAGCAAUCCGCAGCCACUCUGCUGUCUGACAGGCUGAGGGAGAAGAGCUGCGUGGAGACAAAGCUGCAGAUGCUGUUUCUGGCUAACCUGGAGUGUGAGGCACUCUGCCAGGCAGCCCUCCUCCUCUCUUCCUGGAGGGCAGCCCCGUGAUGGCGCUGUGCUGCACUGUUACUAAAAGACUAAGAGGCGUCUGUGUCGUGAUGUCAUGAUGGUGUGCGAAGGCUGAAGGAGGUGGCUUGGCUCGGUGGGCAGGAGUCAGGGGACAAGCUGGCGUGGAGGAGAGGCUGGUCAUCCAGAGGAAGGAAGCCUUGGGGUCAGCGGAUGGGAAGGCUGGCGUGGACAGUUCAGGAGGUAGAGAGGGCACCUGCGCCAUCCAUUGAGGUUCUUGGGCAGAAUUAAGACAGCAGGCCAGACCAGGAGUUGGUAAGCUGUAGAGGACAGGAAAUUAAGUAGUUGUAACGACUUACCUGUCACUAAGGUGAAGGACAAGCAAGCACUGCGGCACAGCUGACACUGAACCUCGCUUGUCGUCAGUAAGGUCUUCUCAUUUUUUCCCAACCACUUAGAAAUGCAAACAGCCAGGUUUAGUUUCUGAGUGGCAGGCCAGCAUGGCUCACUGUCAAGUUUACCAGUUCCUGGGCUAAAUGCGUUCUCAAUGUCUUAACUCUUAAAGACGCUGAUCAUUAAAGACAGUCUCCAUCCAGA